AUGUAUGAUCUGUUUAUAGUUGUCAUAUUAUUAACAGCAAUUUCGCAUUCUUUGGCUUCAGGACGUUUUGAAAACGAUACCCCUCUAAUAAUAAGUGCUUCUAUUAAACCAAUAAGAUAUCUUGAUUCAUUAACUAUUAAUAAAAUGGAUGAUUCAUUUUUAGCACCACAUAUUGGAUGUGAACUUAAAAUUAGAGAACAAUUAGAUAAUAGUUCUGUUCCUUUAUAUGCUAUUUCAUAUCAAAAAAAUGAAACUUCCAUAAAAUAUAAUCGAAAUGGAAGAAGCAAUAGUGUAUCAUUUUUUGUUUUAUAUGAUAUCUAUUUUGGCUCAAGUGGGUGCCUGUCAUUAGAAAAUUGGACAUAUCAGGAUUUAAACGAUUAUAAUUCAUGGGUUUAUAUAGGGAGAAACGAAUUAAUGCAGGGAAAUGUAAGUGCACAUUAUCAAGAUCUAAUCUGUUUAGGCUGGAGACACAGUAGAGAAAAUUUCGGUCAUACAUUUUUUGAUUUUUUAGAUCCGUUGAUGCUAAUUCCAGAAGAAAUAAGAAUGACAACACCAAUUGUAAUGAACGGUUUGCCUAAUGUCGUUGCAACAGUUUUUAAUUUAAUGGAAAUUCCUAUGAAUAAUAGAGUUUUAAUAAAAGAGCAUACAUGGGUUCACGUUGAUAGAUGCUACACGUUUUUGAGACCAGUUGUUGGUUUGUCAGUUGCAGGGAGAACUACAGUUGAAUUAAGAAAUUUAUUUUUUAAAAAAUAUAAAUUGGAUGAAAUAGAACCAACUCAAUACUAUUAUUCGAAUAGACCAACAGAGAGACCUCGAUAUAUUUCAAAUAUGGACGAAUUAUUAAAAAGUAUAAAAAUUCACUUUCCAAACAUAACAUUCAAACAUCUCCAUGAUUCUUACCCGAGUCUACGUAAGGCAGCAACUCAUUGGGCUAAAGCAAAAUUCAUAUUCACGCCAGUUGGAUCAAAUUGUCAUAACUCGAUAUUCAUGCAUAAAGAAACGGUAAUGGUAGUUGCCCAAACAUAUGAACAUGAAGAAGAGUUCAUACCUGUUUUUGUUUCUUCUCUUAGCAUUUUCUAUUUACAGUUUCCAGCUCUAAAUUGCACCCAUUUUUAUAAUUUCGGAGGUCCAAUCAAUGUGUCUUUAGCAAUCAAGAUGAUAGAAAUUGGAUUGCGAUGCGUAGAAGAUAAAAAAUGGCCUUCUCAUUUAAUUUAG
Messenger RNA from Trichomonas vaginalis G3, 1215 nucleotides. Its product is annotated as glycosyltransferase family. The record is from RefSeq and is a predicted model, not a curated record. The transcript has a single exon. Bases 1 to 1215 code for a protein of 404 amino acids. Gene Ontology annotation, molecular function: glycosyltransferase activity. NCBI's taxonomy places the organism in Eukaryota, Parabasalia, Trichomonadida, Trichomonadidae.